CGGCCGUGGGGCGGCCAUGUCUGCCGAGGGAGAGCGUCGCCGGCUGCCUCCGACGCUCGCCUAGUGGGCCGGGAGGCCGGCUGCGUGUGGUGACACAGCCAGUGCGCCGUGGUGGGAGGCCAGGGGUGCAGCGGCACGCGAGCCGCCGGCACCCGACCAGCGCUGGCUGAGUGGACGCUCCCCCAGAGGGACUACGAUGAGCUGCCCAGAGGACGUGUACCGGCGGAUCCCCAGCGGGGCGGCCAUUCAGCAGCGGCCGGCCGGCGAGCCGGCCCAGCAGUCGGCCGACGGCCCCAGUCCGCACUACUUUCCGGCCGCGGAGCGGCGCCGGCGCGGCCCGCCGGCCGACCCGCGGGCCGCUCCGCCGCCGCCGCCGGCCUCCCAGCCGGGGCCGGGCCGCGAGGCGCCGGCCGCCGGCUACCGGCCGCCGCCCAGGGCGCGCCCCAGCCAGCCGCCGCCGCCGCAGCCGCAGCCGCUGCUCUUCCCAAAAACCAACCCCAUGGUGACGCCCGGGGAGGCGAAGCGGUACCAGGCCAGCUCGUACGAGCUGCCCGAGAGAGCGGCACCCAAAAGGGACCCGCGCGAGGACCGACCGCGCACCUGUCCACCGGAGAGGACGGUCUCUGGCCGCGAGCAGCUGCGGGCGGUACCUCCUGCGGGCCGACCUGCUCCGCCGGACAGAAUCGGACCUCCCGACAGACUCGGCCCUCCGGAGCGUCACGGAGCGCCCGCUGCCGAACGGAGCGCCGCCGAGGUGGCCGCGAGUGCGGCCGGCGCCGGCGUCGAUCCGCGGCCGCCCGGCUACCCGACGCAGCUGGGGCCGCGGCUCUCCGACGACCGCCUGCUGAGCGGAUCGCCGCGCGAGCUGCUGGCACGCUACCGACACGCUGAGGCCGAGAUCGCGCGUCUGAUGAUGGAGCAUGGACAGCAGCUGCGUGAACUGAACCGGCAGCUUCAGGCACAGGCGGCCGAGCAGCGCGCCGUCCAGGAGGUGCACCGGCGUCUGCAGGAUGAAAGCCAAGAGCUGCGCGACCUCUGCUGCUUCCUGGACGACGACCGCCAGAAGGGACGCAAGCUGGCGCGCGAGUGGCAGCGCUUCGGCCGCUACACGGCAAGCGUGAUGCGCCAGGAGGUGUCGGCCUACCAGACCAAACUGCGCCAGCUGGACGCCAAACAGCAGGAGCUAGUCAAGGACAACCUGGAGCUCAAGGAGCUGUGUCUGUACCUGGACGAGGAGCGCCAGGGACCGGGCUCGCUGUGCAGUAACUGCGGCGCCGCGCUGAACCAGCCGCGCGACGACGGCGACGGCAGCAGCAGCAGCACGGCGGCCGACGAGCCGGCGGCGCACUCUCCGCCGCCGCCGGCCGCCGACACCGAGCGGCCGCGCCGCUCCGAGAGCCGCGAGCGCCUGCUCGAGGAGAGCAUCCAACGACAGAGGAACCUGCUCAAUGAGCACAUUCUACAGUAUAUCCGCGGCUUGGAGCGGCGGCUGGACGGUGCCGAGGAGGCUGGCGGCGGCCGCGUCAGCCGGCCGGACGCCGUCGUACAGGCAAUGCGCCUGCUGGAGGUGCAGGAGCACCUGGAGUGGGAGUCGGCCGCGCUCGGGCGACCCGCACCGCCAGAGGCGGGCCAGGCGGCGCCGCCGCUGGAGGGCGCCGAGGCGGCGCUCCUCCGGCAGAUGUGUAACGUGAGUGGGCACCGGGAAGUGGCAGCUGCUCUCUGUACCUACCAACUCUCCACACCAACCUGCAGCAACGUAUUCGCAGCAUCUGACACAUGUUUCAUGGCUACUUUUGGGCUAAAAACACGAUAAUUACAUUUAUUUUAUUAUACGAGUACGUGCUUUUUUUUAUUCAGGACUCCCUCCAACGGGCUCAUAUUCCCAUUUACAGGAGGGCUUCUCCUCCUCCCGGCCAUCUUUCCCCAAUCCCCAGGCUACGGCUGAAGUGGGAGCCUACCCCACACCUGGUGACACAGCCGGGGACGCCCGCGGAACGGGCGUCGAAGAAGAUCGAUUUAAGAAAUACAUGUAUCAUGGUCGUUAGCAGUGGCGUAGCCAGAAAUUAGCAAAAGUGGGGCCAUGAUCAUCGAAAGGGCGACUUUUUCUCUUGAGAGGGGCGUCAUUAUCAGCAAGUCACAGGGAGGUCAGUCUAAACUGUGACGUCCCGUUCAUUGUUCGUGCACGAUUUACUAGGUGUUCCAAAAAACCUUUCGCUUAUUUUUCAUAAAGUACAAUCAAUGCAAUUUACACCCCACA
Amphibalanus amphitrite is the source of this 2257-nucleotide messenger RNA. Its product is annotated as coiled-coil domain-containing protein 85C-A-like. Bases 197 to 1813 code for a protein of 538 amino acids. NCBI's taxonomy places the organism in Eukaryota, Metazoa, Arthropoda, Thecostraca, Balanomorpha, Balanidae. The transcript is spliced from 5 exons. The record is from RefSeq and is a predicted model, not a curated record.